AUGGAGAAGAACCAAGAACGAGCUAAAGGACUACUCACUUGGGUACAGAAUGCUAUUUCUUCUGGUCGAAUGGGUGAUCCAGGUAAGCCAGGAGUUAAGUGGUUCAAUAGAUUCUUAAAAGACUAUGAUUUAAUUCCUAAAUAUUUACGUAAAUUAGGAGCUGUAUAUGCUGUAGUGAUGCAUGGAGCGCAAAAUUUAGCACAUGCUAUGACAAUCGCUGGAGAAGCACUUCACCAUAGUGUUGACAACCAUACUUCUUCUGUGCAAAAUUACGUUGUA
Molecule: messenger RNA, 279 nt
Organism: Racocetra fulgida
Lineage: Eukaryota; Fungi; Glomeromycota; Glomeromycetes; Diversisporales; Gigasporaceae
Source: the annotation of a GenBank genome assembly